AUGUCUCAAGAGGGUUCAAUACAAUCUCAAGACCCAUCAAGCAGGAUAUCUGUCAAUAACAAUGAAGAAACAACCAACGAUUUGAAGUUGAAAUCAACUCCUCAAUCGCCAGCUCUCGCUGAUACGAUCACUCCUAAGAGUGACCAUGAGAAUAACAGUAUUGCCUCGAAUAGUAUUCCAAAAAACAAGUUCAAAAUUCCAAUUACCAUUCCGGAAAUUGUCACAAGCAUCGGAUGGGUAUUGGCCAUUGUAUUUUGUAUUUGGUAUGUCGUGAACGCAUCAGGAGAAUUUCAAACUUCUCAGAAUAAUCCAACGACAGCUCUUUCGAUUGUUGAGAAAGUUCCACUCGAAUUGCCAGCUGUCACCAUUUGUAACUGGAAUGGAUAUUAUGAAUGUGAUUUUUGUGAUUUAACCUUAAAAACAGCGACACGAGUGGUUGAUGGAAAUGUGGUCGAGUUUGAAAUACCAUACGAAUAUAAGGAAAUAGAACAAAAUGGACUCUAUCGAUGCUACGUAUUUAAUAACUUUUCAGAUCAAGUGAUGACUUCUAAUGCAACUGGAUACGGUGGAGUUAUUUCAUUGUUUUUUGAUGUGCCAUCGGUUCCACAGGAACGUGACGCGAGGUUUGGCUUACAAGUAUCUUUUCAUGAAAUUGGUACUAUUCCCAACGUCUUUGCUGAAACAAAUUUUGCAGUAGCAAAUGUAGAUAAUUACUUUGUUUUGACUAAAAUUGUGACCACCCGAUUGAAACCAUCGAUAGAAAAUCCAAAUUUAACAGAUACACGAUGGGAAUCUAUUCUUUCACUUGUGGAAUUAACACAACGAGAUGACAAUACUGUGGUCAUUUCGUUUACUUACAACACAUUAACAGAACACAACAAUGCAGAAAUGUAUACUUCAUCGAUUGAAGGAUUGUUGGGAGAAAUUGCUGGAAUUUUAGGAGUCAUGAUGGGAAUUGACAUUUUAAAAAUGUUAAGAGGAUGCCUUCAAGUUCCCUAUUCAUUCAAACAUAAAUCAAUACGAGGUAUUUGGGAUACUUUCAAUUAA
Messenger RNA from Naegleria lovaniensis, 1047 nucleotides. RefSeq lists its product as uncharacterized. NCBI's taxonomy places the organism in Eukaryota, Heterolobosea, Eutetramitea, Acrasida, Naegleriidae. Bases 1 to 1047 code for a protein of 348 amino acids. The record is from RefSeq and is a predicted model, not a curated record. The transcript is spliced from 4 exons.